UCGGCAGGGCUGCUCUGACACGGCGUCGGGUCCUCCGUAGUACGCCCGCAGCGUGGAGAGCUCUGAGCGGAGCGGCGUGGAUGCGCCUCUGUGGCUCUGAGUGCGCAUCAGCUCCUCUCUUGUCCCCCUUCCAGUGCCAGCGUCUUCGAAACAGGAAAGAUGAGGGGAACUAAGGAGUUGACUGAAGGAGCCCAACAAUUUGGACUGUGUUUUGGAAGUGUGAGGGCUUAAGAAAGAUGUAAGAAUCCGCAGGCGAGCCUCCCGGAUCCCCAGCCCAAAAUGCAGAAAGGGGUGAGACUCAAUGAUGGCCACAUCACCUAUCUGGCCAUUUUGGCAAAGAAAGACGGGACCAGGCGAGGCUUCUUGAGUAAGAAAAGCUCAGACAACACAAAAUGGCAUUCGAAGUGGUUCGCCUUAUUGCAGAAUAUGAUGUUUUAUUUCGAGAGCGAGUCCAGCUCACGCCCCUCAGGACUGUACUUGUUAGAGGGAUGCGUCUGUGACCGGGCUCCGUCUCCCAAACCGUCUAUGUCAGCGAAGGAAUGCCUGGAGAAGCAGUAUUACUUUACUGUGACAUUCAGUCAUGAGAACCAGAAGCCUUUGGAGCUACGUACAGAAGACGUCAAGGACUGCGACGAGUGGGUGGCUGCCAUCACACAGGCCAGUUACAGAAACCUGGCUACAGAGCAUGAGACCCUCAUGCAGAAAUAUCUUCACCUUCUCCAGAUAGUAGAGACAGAGAAAACAGUAGCCAAACAGCUUCGACAACAGAUAGAGGACGGGGAAAUUGAGAUAGAAAGGCUAAAAUCGGAGAUUGCAGGACUCCUGAAGGAUAAUGAGAAGAUCCAGUCAAAUCCAGAGGUGCCACCCAGUGACGAUGACACAGAGAUCAAGAAGAUCAAGAAGGUGCAGAGCUUUUUGCGAGGCUGGAUUUGCCGUAGGAAAUGGAAAACCAUCAUCCAGGACUACAUCCGUUCCCCUCAUGCUGAAAGCAUGAGGAAGAGAAACCAGGUAGUGUUCAGCAUGCUGGAGGCAGAAGCUGAGUACGUUCAGCAGCUCCACAUCUUGGUCAACAACUUCCUGCGGCCUCUCCGCAUGGCAGCUAGCUCCAAGAAACCCCCUAUCACUCAUGACGAUGUCAGCAGCAUCUUCCUCAACAGUGAGACCAUCAUGUUCCUCCAUCAGAUCUUCUACCAGGGCCUUAAGGCCAGGAUAGCCAGCUGGCCAACACUGGUUCUAGCUGACCUGUUUGACAUCCUGCUGCCCAUGUUGAACAUCUAUCAAGAGUUUGUGAGGAAUCAUCAGUACAGUCUGCAGAUCCUGGCACACUGCAAGCAGAACAGAGACUUUGACAAAUUGCUGAAGCAGUAUGAAGCCAAGCCUGACUGUGAGGAAAGGACACUGGAGACAUUCCUCACUUACCCCAUGUUCCAGAUUCCUCGCUAUAUCCUGACACUGCAUGAGUUACUGGCUCAUACUCCUCAUGAGCACGUGGAACGCAACAGUUUAGACUUUGCCAAGUCAAAACUGGAGGAAAUAUCCAGAAUCAUGCAUGAUGAGGUGAGUGAAACUGAGAACAUCAGAAAGAACCUGGCCAUCGAGCGCAUGAUUGUAGAGGGCUGUGAGGUGUUGCUUGACACCAGCCAAACAUUUGUGAGACAAGGUUCUCUAAUCCAGGUGCCCAUGAGUGAGAAAGGGAAAAUCACAAGAGGACGUCUGGGCUCUCUGUCUCUGAAAAAGGAAGGAGAGAGACAGUGCUUCCUCUUCUCUAAGCAUCUCAUCAUAUGUACCCGAAGUUCUGGAGGAAAACUUCAUCUCACAAAGAAUGGAGUAGUGUCGCUUAUAGACUGUACUCUGAUGGAGGAGCCCGAGGGGACGGAUGAAGAGUUUAAAGGGGAGCGGAGCGGCCAGGAUGCAGAGCAUCUGGACUUUAAAGUCAUGGUGGAGCCCAAAGAGGGCCAACCAUACACUGUCAUCCUUGUAGCUUCAUCCCGACAGGAAAAGUCAGCAUGGACAAGUGACAUAAGCCAGUGCAUUGACAACAUUCGCUGCAAUGGCCUGAUGAUGAACGCCUUUGAGGAAAACAGUAAAGUCACAGUGCCACAGAUGAUCAAGUCAGACACUAGCUUGUACUGCGAUGAUGUCGACAUUCGCUUCAGCAAGAUGAUGAACUCAUGCAAGGUGCUUCAGAUCCGCUAUGCCAGUGUGGAGCGUCUGCUGGAGAGGCUGAUCGACUUGCGCUUCCUCUCCAUUGACUUUCUGAACACCUUUCUCCAUUCAUACCGCGUCUUCACUAGUGCAGACGUAGUCCUGGACAAGCUCAUCACCAUCUACAAGAAGCCAAUCAGUGCCAUCCCUGCACGCUCUCUGGAGCUCUUCUUCGUCAGCAGCCAGAACAACAAACUCCUUUACGGUGAGCCACCUACAUCGCCACGUGCCAGCCGCAAGUUCUCCUCCCCACCGCCUCUUUCCAUCACCAAGAAUUCCUCUCCGAAUCGUCGUCGCAAACUCUCUCUCAACAUCCCCAUCAUCACUGGGGGCAAGGCCCUGGACCUCGCUGCGCUCAGCUGCUCUCCCAAUGGCUAUGCAAGCAUGCACACAACCAUGUCACCCUUCAGCAAGACCACACUCGACAUUAACAAGCUCUACGUGUCUAGCACAAUGGCCAGCAAAAUUCCUGAUGAGGGAGAGCCCAAAGCCGAGGGCAAAGCUGAAGAGUCAGCUCCCAGUAAACAAGAUCUGUCAGUCAGAGAGGAAUGCAAUGAAGAGCCGAGUCAGAGUGAUGAGGCAGAAUCAGAAAUGUCUCCACCCAAGUCUCCAUCAACACCGAAGAAUGUCAAGUCAAAAAACUCGGAGUUUUCCCUGUUUUCCUUUAACAAUGGCAUGGUAGUGUCUUCAUGCCGGGAGCUUGAGAAUAACCGCAGUGCCCUUUCUGCUGCCUCAGCCUUUGCCAUUGCCACAGCUGGUGCCAAUGAAGGAACACCAACCAAGGAAAAAUACCGGCGUAUGUCCCUCGCCAGCACAGGUCAGUAUCAUCUUUGGCAGGUAGAGACACCUGUAGAGGGCUGUGUCAAGCAGAUGAAUAUUUACAAUGAACAAAUGGGACUUGCUUGGAACAUCAGUAACAGGAUUGCUUCAGAGAUCCUUCACUGGGAUGAUGUCAACAUGCGGGUGGCAGUGAUCGAGAAGUGGGUGGCUGUGGCAGACAUCUGUCGCUGCCUUCACAACUACAACGCCGUGCUGGAGAUCACGUCUUCUCUAAACCGGAGCUCCAUUUUCCGCCUCAAGAGAACCUGGCUUAAAGUUUCCAAGCAGACAAAAACUGUGAUCGACAAGUUGCAGAAACUCGUGUCAUCAGAGGGUCGGUUCAAAAACCUAAGGGAGGCUCUAAAAAACUGUGACCCUCCAUGUGUUCCUUACCUGGGAAUGUACCUGACUGACUUGGCUUUCAUUGAAGAAGGAACACCAAACUACACAGAGGACAACCUGGUCAACUUCUCGAAAAUGAGAAUGAUUUCGCACAUUAUCAGAGAGAUUCGACAGUUUCAGCAAACAGCUUACAAGAUCGAUUUUCAGCCUAAGGCAGCAAAAUACCUGUUGGACAACAGCACAGUAAUGGAUGAAGAGAGCCUGUAUGAAGCAUCUCUCAGAAUUGAGCCCAAAACGUCAUCAUGAAGAGGAUUUGUAUCAUGAUUACAUGCUACAUGUAGAGAGAAAGUUUAAAAAUGCAUAUUUAUCUUUAUUUGUAUUAGACACAAUAGGCUGUGCCCUCCUUGUAUUUCUUCCUAAUGAACUUUGUGUAUUAUUGUUAUUAGAAACUGAGUAGAAGCCCACAGAGGUUUUAUUUCUAUAGAGUAUUUAUUUGUUCUAUAUUGUCCUAAAUGCUAUUUUAUGACCUGUUUAUUUUGCACUAGAGAACAGAUAGAAAGGAGAGUUUGCAGACGUAAUAUUUAAUUGCAUCUAAAGUGCAGUAUAAAACAAAAUCUCUUAGGGAGAACUGAAGUCAAGACUCUGCAGGAGCUAUCGACAAGCUCUCAUUGUAAAAUCAAUGAUCUUGUCAAUUAUCCCAGAAAUUUAAUUUUCAGGUUGUUGUACAAUCCCAGAUUUUAAGGGCAGUUUGUAGGAUUGCAGUCUACGUUGAACGUGACUUUGCAUAUAUACAUUGAAAAUGGUAGAGAACUGGAAGUUAACUUUCCAACCUUGACAAAAAUAAUUUUUUGUUAAAAUUCUUAUUCAUGUAUCAGGAGUUCCAGGAUCACAUAUUCUUCAGGAACUUACCGUUUUCUUAGCCAAAUCUUAGAGGUUACUUUCUGGAACUUCCAUUGUACUUUCUUAAAAAUAAAAUACUCUAUCCUAGAAUUUACCAGUUUCAAUUUCCAGUUAUAUUACAAAAAUAUAUAAGGUAACUUUCCACCACUUACCAGGGACUUGUAUUAAACUUUGGAGGACCUGUUUAUUUUGAAACUUUCUGAUAACUUCUCAGAAGCUACCAUGUGCUUUCAGGUAAUUAGACUAUACCUUGCUAAAAUUACCAGUUACUCUUUAGUGCAUAUCUUACUGGUGGGUUUAUGAAAAUCAAACUUCCAUUUUUUUGAAUAUACAAAGUGCUUUCCUUUAAUCUCCAUAAAACUGACUGGUAACUUCACUGAGUACUUUCUAUAAUUUGUCAGAUUCAUUCUGGAUCUUACAGGUCACUUUCUGAAACUUCUUGGUUUCUUCCUGAAACUUAGAAGGAAAUUAUUGCCUACAUUACAAAGCUUCUGGAGAUUGCAUGGAAAAUUUGGGAAAGUAAUCUUUAAGGUAUGGAAAACUAAUUUCUAUGUUUUAGAAAAGCUAUAUUUGUGUUAUGCAGAUAUUAGCUUCAAAGAUACUCAUACACAAAUGUCAAUUUCUAUAAAUCUUUGAGAAGUUAUAACGUUGUUUACGGCAGAGCCUAGGGAAAAAGUGUGACAACUAAAGCUGAAUCACAUUUUCUGUUUUAUGUAACCACUGACUGAUAAACAUGUUUCUAGGGAUUGCAAUGAAACAGAAGGUUUCUUUAUAGAUUUUUUUUACUGCUUUGCUUAUUUUAUUCCCCUGGUGGGCAGUGUCAUGUAUAUAUGGUGUAAGCACCAGGCAUUGUAUGUAGCAAAUGUAACAUUUUUGAGCCACUUACAGAAGUAAAAGCUCCCAGCUUCUAUAUUCAGAUCCGGAGGGUGCAGUCUUUCUGUUAGGCCCCUCCUCUGAUAGUGCAUUAUGGUUUUGCCUUAAUCAUGAAAUGGAUUAUAUUCCACAAAAGUAUGUGAACUACUUUGUUCUACAAUUUGCCAAUUAACCAGGAUAGAUUGUAUUAUGUACAGACAGUCUGAAGCAUCUAGUAACAUGCUCAAAGAUGCAUCCCUGGAGACGUGUUAUUCUUAUGAUUGUUAAAUCCUAGAAUACUAUCCCCUCUUUGACACGCUGAUAUAUAUUUUUAAGGCAACUUAUAAGUGUAACACAUUCUAUCCUAACGUGUUAGCAGGAGCUACACAGUAGUAUCAAUGUGCUUCUUGAAAUAUUUAUAUGUAUUUUCUACACGCUUUGUAUAGAGAAAUACCUAAAGCUUAAGUGGCAGGCAUGUUCCACUUUGUGAUCAGAUCAAACCUAUAUAUAAAAUGGUAUGUGUACUGUAUUUAAACCCUACUUUGCAUCCUUAACUCUGUAUCCUCCAACAGGAACACCAGAUGUUUUCAGUGAGCAAUACCCAGUGAUAAGAAAUAUCUUUCGGUCUAUUUCAGCUUGAGUAGUAUUUCCAGUUUUGUAUAAAAGUGUACUCUAUGCUGAUUACCUCUUGUUAAUAAAUCUGUUCUUUC
This is a messenger RNA of Cyprinodon variegatus (sheepshead minnow), 5828 nucleotides long. Its product is annotated as ras-specific guanine nucleotide-releasing factor 1-like. The record is from RefSeq and is a predicted model, not a curated record. NCBI's taxonomy places the organism in Eukaryota, Metazoa, Chordata, Actinopteri, Cyprinodontiformes, Cyprinodontidae. Gene Ontology annotation, biological process: Ras protein signal transduction; positive regulation of GTPase activity. Bases 280 to 3672 code for a protein of 1130 amino acids. Gene Ontology annotation, cellular component: plasma membrane. The transcript is spliced from 23 exons. Gene Ontology annotation, molecular function: protein binding; guanyl-nucleotide exchange factor activity.